Messenger RNA from Anopheles darlingi, 2396 nucleotides. It is a transcript of the gene Oseg5, whose product is annotated as intraflagellar transport protein 80 homolog. NCBI's taxonomy places the organism in Eukaryota, Metazoa, Arthropoda, Insecta, Diptera, Culicidae. The coding region runs from base 1 to 2268 and encodes 755 amino acids. Gene Ontology annotation, biological process: cilium assembly. Gene Ontology annotation, cellular component: centrosome; intraciliary transport particle B; cilium. The record is from RefSeq and is a predicted model, not a curated record. The transcript has 3 exons. Gene Ontology annotation, molecular function: protein binding.
AUGAAGUUUAAAACAUAUCUUGCAAAAGAUUCCAAGUUAAGUGAAGGCUUAUGUGUUUUGGGCUGGAGCAACAAUGAACAUAUUUACAGCUGCGGUAAUGAUCAACAAAUUUAUAAAUGGACCUCCACAAAUAGAGAGUUUAUGCAGGUGGCAAAGUUACCCGAUGGAUUUGUUCCAAGUGAUCUUCAUUGGCUUGUUUCUAAAAAUGGUAAUUUAAGCUCGAGUAGCAGUGCAGGGCCAGCUGGUGGUAAAGCUGCCGAAUGCCUUUUAUUAGCCGGCACGGAAGGAAGUUUUGUAAUACUGAACAAAAGUGUUCGCUUCGAUCGAAACGUGAUGGCCCAUUUAGGAACAAUCACUUCCUCUCGCUGGAGCCCCGAUGGGAGCGGUUUGUUAACAGCUGGUGAAGAUGGCAUCAUAAAGAUUUGGUCCCGUUCUGGAAUGCUAAGAUCAACCGUUGUACAAAAUGAAGGGCCAAUACGGUGUGCCAGGUGGGCUCCGGAUGCUUCAGCCAUCGCCUAUAGCCAGGGAACGUUUGUUUCAAUCAAGCCUUUGGCUGCAAACAGCAAAAUUUUAAAAUGGAGGGCACAUGACGGAAUGGUUCUCUGUUUGUCGUGGUCAAACAAUACAGGAAUGAUUGCGACAGGAGGCGAAGAUUGUCGUUAUAAGAUCUGGGAUACUCAGGGCACGAAUAUCUACGUUAGCGUGACGGACGACUUCGCCAUAACUUCGGUAGAAUUUAGCCCGGAUGGAAUUUUGUUGGCUGUGGGAGGCUUCAAUAUGAUAAAACUUUGUCAUUUCUCUGGGUGGAGCCAUAGCAUUGUGCGAUUCAAUCAGCAAGUGAUCGGAUCGCUGUUCAACAUCGUUUGGGCUACUGACGGAACACAAAUAGCGGCAUCGACUAGCACUGGGAUAAUGCUCUUUGGGCAUAUCAUUGAACGAGAAUUGCGUAAUCGUAACCUAAAGGCGAUGACCAUAGGCCGGAAGACAAUUUUGCUGCAAGAUAUCGUCUGUCGUACAAGCGAUACACUGGAUUUUCCUGAGCGUAUCAUUAAAUGGGAACUAGGAUAUGGACACUUGGUUGUUGCUACCGUACACCAGCUUCACAUCUUUAACGAGCACUACGUCAACACUCCAAUUAUCAUAGAUGGGCGCAGUGAUAUUCGCCUUAUCAAACUCGGAAGAAAAAACUUUCUCGUGGUAGAUCAUGCUUCUAUAUGGAUCUAUACAUACUCAGGACGGCUGCAUCUCAAUCCCCGGUACAAUGGUUCACAGACGCAGGUAGCACAACUUAAUGCCCGCUGUAUUUCCCUUGGCAUAGAUUGUUUUGCAGUGCGAGAUCAUGCCGAUCAGACCAUCGUUCACGUGUUUGAUUUGUUGCCAAGUGCAACCCGACAAGAAGAACCAUACAGUAUACACUCAAAGGCAAUAGUGGUUGAAGUGGCUGUCUGUCGGUUCGGCAAUCCUGCUGAUCAAUACCUGGUAUAUUUGGAUGCAAACCAGGACUUGUACAUUGCAAGCGUACAUGAUGGCUCUGAGUUCAUAUCCUACAAAAUCGGAGCCCAGGUAACUAACGUGAUGUGGUCGAGUGAUACAAACAUUUUGGUGGGUCUGCACGAUCUCAGCUACAGCGUAUGGUACUGCCCUGGAGAAGCGUGCACCGAUCCAACUCUGAUCGCUCUCACAACAUUCACAUACGACACCAGCGAGAUCGGUAAGAACAUUUCGCUUGAAAACUUUGAAGGUGCAAAUGUGACAUUUCGCAGCUCUGGAGCAAUCUUCACGGUAUCGGUGAAACCUUAUUGUGUAAUACUGCACAAGCUCUUUGCUGAAAAUCAAUGGGAAAAAGCGCUUAAACUAUGCCGCUUGAUGCAAAGUCAGCUGCUAUGGGCCACAUUGGCGGCGAUGGCCUCGAAGCGUAACCAGCUUGAUAUCAGCGAAGAAGCAUUUUGCGCUUCUUUGCAAAUCGAUAAAGUCUACCACCUGGAAUACAUCAAAUCAAUGUCACCCUCUAGUCCGAAACAUAUGGCUGAAAAUUCCAUCAUGAGUGGUCGUGUGCAGGAGGCAGAAACUAUUCUACUUCACAGUAAGCGUUUAAAGGAGGCCAUAAGGCUCUCCAUUCGAGUUCAUCGUUGGGAGGAGGCCUUAGAAUUGGCCUUAAAACAUGGAAUUGAUGUAGAUUUUGUACUAGCGGAACGCGCAAGGUAUUUGCGAGCGCUGGAGCGUGAAGAAAAUAAUUCACACUUUCUUGCAACAAGAAAAAACCCAUAGCUAGGGUGCCGAAUGCGUUAGUCGCCCUAAAACAUGUUUUGCCUAGUGUUGUUUCGUAGAAAUUUGAUUUAGACCUAGUUUCAGGAAUUCGAUGGCUUUCAGCAUGCAAGAAAAUGGCGGCUUAAAAA